This is a messenger RNA of Humulus lupulus (European hop), 820 nucleotides long. Its product is annotated as protein NPGR2-like. The record is from RefSeq and is a predicted model, not a curated record. Lineage: Eukaryota; Viridiplantae; Streptophyta; Magnoliopsida; Rosales; Cannabaceae. The transcript has 3 exons. Bases 1 to 495 code for a protein of 164 amino acids.
AUGAAUGAAAUGGAAGCAAGAGCUCUACUAGAAAGACUUGAGUAUCAAAAGGGUAACAUAGAAGCUGCACUUCAUGUAUUUGAAGGAAUAGACAUUGCUGCAGUGACUCCUAGGAUGAAAGGAUCCAUUUCUAGAAGAUGUGAACAAAAUAGACGCCAUUCACAGAGUGAUUCUGUCCCACCUAUGUCCAUGCACGAUGUUAGUCUGCUCCUUGAAGCUGUUCUUCUCAAAGCAAAAUCAUUGCAAGGCCUUGGACGAUAUGAAGAAGCUGCUCAAUCGUGCAAAGUUAUUUUGGACACUGUAGAAUCUGUUCUGCCAGAUAGCUUGCCUGAAAACUUCACUUCAGAUUGUAAAUUACAAGAUACUCUAUCUAGGGCUGUUGAAUCACUACCAGAGUUUUGGAGUUCAGCCAUCAGAAUAAUUGGUGGGUUUUUCACCAAGAAUAUAUGUGAAGUUGUAUUAUUUUGCAUAACUUUUUUUUUUUUUGUAGCAUAGUUUCUUGAAGUAUUUUUUAAAAAAGACUUUUGUGGCUGCUUAUUUCCUAUGCAGAAAAUGUGAAGCUAUAUGAAACAGUUGGAAUGGGAAAUGGAGGGAACGAGCCAAAGCAAGAGUGAGAGUUGGAGGAUGUUAUAGUAGACAAUACUCUCCAAGUUUCUUGUUAUAGUAACUUUUCAAUAUGUUGAAUAUUUAAGAAUACUUGAAUACUUAAAGAACAUUUUGUUGUUGAUGACAGUGUUGAAUAUUUUAAACUAAUUUGUGGAUUGUUAAUACAAUGUUGAAUGUUUUUACUUUUUGUUAUUUGAAAAUCAAGUUUAUUUGA